AUGCCAGAAGAAAGAAUCUAUUCUUCUGGACGAGAACCCUACUUCAACCUGAACUCAACAUGGUACGACCCAGCAGGAUCCUGGCUAGAUACUCGUCGUAAACCCUUCCGUUACGUUGAUAACACUGCCUGUGUGACGUGUUGCAAUCCCAGGAGCAACGUACCCCGAAGAGGGGGCCACAAUUACCGGUGCUACUGCUACUGCCCAUCCACUUGUACACCAGGAGGAAAUCCAAGAGUUAGAUGUUGUGUUCACAACCCUUCAGGAGGACCCCGAGAUUAUUGGGGGCGCCCAAUUGGAGAUGCCUGUGAUGGGUGUACUGGGGGACACUAUUCUCAUGCAUGCUCAGAUUGUGGGUCAUGCUGUGGAUCUGGAGGAGGGACCGUGGCUUGUGCUCAACCAUGUGCUACAUCUGGAGGAGUGUGUGCUGAACCAGGGUGCAGACCUGCCGGGAGAGGUGUAUGCGCAGAACCUUGCGUAACAUCUGGAAGGUGUGGUAGUGGAAGAGGAGUGUGUGCUGAACCAGGGUGCCAUCCUACCGGGAGAAGUGUAUGCGCAGAACCUUGCAUGACGUCUUCUGGAGGAUGUGGAACAGGAGUAUGUGCUGAACCAGCAUGUUCAGCUUCAGGAUAUGGUAGUAGAAGGAGAGGGGUGUGCUUUGAGCCAUGCGCAGGAACGUCAAGUGGAUGUUGA
Protobothrops mucrosquamatus (brown spotted pit viper) is the source of this 693-nucleotide messenger RNA. Its product is annotated as keratin-associated protein 5-3-like. The record is from RefSeq and is a predicted model, not a curated record. Lineage: Eukaryota; Metazoa; Chordata; Lepidosauria; Squamata; Viperidae. The transcript has a single exon. The coding region runs from base 1 to 693 and encodes 230 amino acids.